UCCGAUUGCGCACAACUUCCUUGAUGCACAUUAUUGCAAAUUAAAAAAGCACUUUUGCUAUAAAAAUUUACAUCACACAGAUAAAUAUAAGGACUGUUAAAAUAGCAAUGUUUCUGUUAUAUUUGAAGCUUGCCUAUCCUUGUUCACAUUCAAAUGCAAAAUGAUCAAAUUAUCAUUUUUAUGCAUGAAGACAACUUUUUGUUUAAGACUAAACCAAUUAGUAACUAAUUACUAAAAGUUACAUAAUUUCAACAAGCAUUUUUUUUUUUAUUUUUUUUACAAAAAUUGACAAUUUUGGCCAGUUAUUAAAGCUACUAUAUAUGGACUGUAAAAGUAGCUAUUUAAGCUUUGUUAUUUUUGAAGCUUUACAGUUCUUAUUAAAAUCCAAAAUGCAAUUGAAAGUGAAUAAAUGACAGAAUAGUAAAUUUUAUGCAUGACAACUUCUACUUGUUUAAAACUGAACCAAUUAAUAACUAAUUCCCACAUUCCUGAUCUCAUUGUGCACAAUUUCUUCAAUCCAUAUUAUUCCAAAUUUAAAAAGCAUUUCUGCAAACAAAUGUAAAAUGAUUUCCUGUUAUUUAUACAAGGCUACUAUAUAUGGACUGUAAAGUACUUUUCAUUUUGUUGAUGUUGUUAAUUUUGAAGCUUGACCUUUCACAAUCAAAAUGCAAGUAAAAGAACUAACCUAAUUAUAAAAGAAUUAGCAAGCAUACAUUUAUAAAUUCGAGCAACUAACUCCCCACUGCCUGUAUGAAAGGCUUUCAGGACCAAUAAAUCCGCUUUAGUCGACAGUAAACCUGAAACCAUAUAAUAUAUUAAACCAGUUCAGCUGAAUACAACAGGUUACAGAACUGGUUCGACGUGCUAAAAAUGAAAAGCCAUGCUUGAUGACAAUACGAUUAGGAAAAGAGGUACAAAUUACCGCAAGGGCUGGGUCGACCGUUUUUCACCUCUCCACGCUCCUCCUCAUGUCCUCUCAUAGGGAGGGUUACUGAGCAGCCAAACCCAGUCGCGGGAGGACCGUUCUCACACAGCGUCAUCAUAACAACAACAACAGGCUGACACCCAGAGCACUUUCACUCUCUCACAGAAACAGAUGCACUGAUAGCAAGCGCUCCGCAGCGGUUUCUGCUCACAGAGGAGCGUUUUAGAAAGAGGUCAUGUGGAUGUAAGCGCGUUUGUGAAUGUUUAAUCCCAUUUUCUAUUUAAGGAGAGGAAACGGCUUGAGCUGAAAGGAGGUCUGUAGCUGCUUUUCAGAUGCUGGACUAUUAUGGUCCAGCUUGAGAACACCAAGUGCAGUUUUCUCUUCUGCCUUGGAGUCUGCAUCCUAAUAUGUUCUGCCAUCUACCUGAAAGCCAAGAUACCAAACACCCCAGUUCCUUCAACGGAAUUGAGCAGACAAACCACGCCAGCUCCCAAAAGCUGUGACAUACUACCACCUGCAACUCCCGGGUUUACAUGGCAGCGAAAAGACUGUAAGAAAAUCAGCUAUGAGACCAAACAGGACGCAAACUGCACCCUUUUGCAGUCAGAUCUGCACUUUAUCAUGGCGCCACUGAGCAAAGAAGAAGAAGACUUCCCUUUGGCUUUCAUAAUCACCAUCCACAAAGAGCUGGAAACAUUUGUGCGGCUACUGAGAGCCAUUUAUGCGCCACAGAAUGUGUACUGCAUCCACAUAGACGCUAAAGCACCGGAAGAAUACAAGACGAGCGUCCGAAACCUAGCUGGGUGCUUCCCAAAUGUCUUUGUGGCAUCCAUUAACGAAAAAGUGACUUACGCUGGCUUCUCCCGUCUGCAGGCUGAUAUCAACUGCAUGAAUGACUUGGUUAAGUCUCCAACAAAAUGGAAAAGAGUUAUAAAUCUGUGCGGCCAGGACUUCCCAAUCCAGACCAACCUGGAGCUAGUCCGAUACAUGCAAGGACCCGAAUGGAAAGACAGGAACAUGACGCCAGGAAUCAAGCAGCCACCCACUAUGAAGCACAGGACUGAGUUUCAGUACGAGGAGGUAAAAGGCACCCAUGUUGCACCAAAAGGCAAGGGUCAAAAGAAGGAUCCGCCUCCUCACAACCUGACAAUGUACUUCGGGACUGCCUAUUACUCCUUAACAAGACCGUUUGUGGAGUUUGUCCUCAACGACAAGGUGCCUAAAGACUUGCUGGAGUGGUCUAGAGACACCUUCAGCCCUGAUGAGCAUUACUGGGUGACGCUGAACCACAUGAAAGAAGCACCUGGCAGUUACGUAGAAGGCGAAUGGGAAGGUAACGUCCGUGCAAUCAAAUGGAGGGACCAAGAAGGUACAGCACACCAGGGCUGUAAAGGACAAUACAUCAGGGAUAUCUGCGUUUACGGGAUUGGUGACUUACCGUGGCUUAUUGAAAGAGAGAGCAUGUUUGCGAAUAAAUUUGAGACCGCAAACUUCCCAGAAGCCCUAGAUUGUCUAGAACUGUGGCACCGACAUAAAAUUCUCAAGCAGGCUACGGUUCCCGUUCAACCAUCAUGGCGUCUCACCACAGAGGUUGAAGUCAUCAACAGCACACUCAUUUUAAAACCAGGGGACUGUUUUUGAGCAAACACCAACAAAAACCUAACUGGAACAUUUUCUGCUUUACGGUGCAAAUGCGGUCACUGUGGUCAAUGUGCGUCAAUAUGCACGCCCCAUGGCAAUGCAGCUCGUGAUGUGUAUACAUGUUGAAAACGUGAUGAGUAAUAUAACUGUUGUGCUGUUAAAAGUAAUAGUCAUUUAUAUUUAUUUUUAUUUAUUAACUGUUGCAUAAUGCACUGUUUAAAGUGGAUAAAUAAUAAAGAAAGGUAUAAAAAUCCGAGGCGAAAUCCAACAAACACUUAUUACAAUCAAAGGACAUUAUACUGUGAUAUAUACGGUAACUGAGUAAAAAGUUUGAAAAUACUGUAAUUUUUGACUUACAAAGCCAAUCAUUAGUCAAGAGAUUAGUGAGCAUCAUUACGGCAUGCCACUGUAAUACUUUCAUACUGUAAGGCGCAUUUUACUAAUUAUGUACACAUUAACAUCUGCUCAAGUCAAUUUGGUUUUCAACAUGGAUUUCAGCGUUGUUUAUAUUGUUCAAUCUUUGUGCUUCA
Messenger RNA from Carassius auratus (goldfish), 3096 nucleotides. Its product is annotated as beta-1,3-galactosyl-O-glycosyl-glycoprotein beta-1,6-N-acetylglucosaminyltransferase 7-like. Gene Ontology annotation, molecular function: acetylglucosaminyltransferase activity. The transcript has 4 exons. Bases 1271 to 2566 code for a protein of 431 amino acids. Lineage: Eukaryota; Metazoa; Chordata; Actinopteri; Cypriniformes; Cyprinidae. Gene Ontology annotation, cellular component: membrane. The record is from RefSeq and is a predicted model, not a curated record.